Molecule: messenger RNA, 3696 nt
Organism: Betta splendens (Siamese fighting fish)
Lineage: Eukaryota; Metazoa; Chordata; Actinopteri; Anabantiformes; Osphronemidae
Exons: 2
Coding region: 391-1992 (533 amino acids)
Biological process (GO): regulation of transcription by RNA polymerase II
Cellular component (GO): nucleus
Molecular function (GO): DNA-binding transcription factor activity, RNA polymerase II-specific; sequence-specific DNA binding
Source: RefSeq, a predicted model, not a curated record
UGGGCACGUCCACCGCGCUGUGGAUUGUGGGUAGCUCCCGAGCAAAGUACGGUGAAGUCUGCUCUUUUUCUGCAGCCCUGCGCCGCACGCUUUCCGAACUCUGCAGGUUCAUAGAAAGUCAAGGGCGUCUCUCGUGGAGUCCGUCAACUUCCGAACCGGACAGCGUUCGGAGCUUUUCGACUUCCCGAUAAGUCUGCGACGCGGCUGAAUCGCAACUACGGACCUCGAAAUUGAGCCAAACUUCGGCUUCACUUUUGCAGCCAUGCCAGUGUGGUUUGCGGUUCCGAGUCCAGAUGUUUACGCCACAUACUGGUUCGGUUUGAGCACCUGGAAACAUAUGAGUCGCUCGGCAUUCGUCUGAGUGUGCAAGAGAGAAGCUUGGCAAAAAGGAUGGAUGGCGUCAGCUGGAGCACCACAGCGAGUCCAGAGUCAUUCAGCCGUUCCAAGACGCCGUCAGAAACUCUGUCCAGACUCGCCAGUCUGAUCGCACGGGCUGAGACCAAACACCACACGCGAACCCAGAGGCAGGAGCCGUCCCAUCUGUCCACAUGCGUGUGUCAGGAGUGUGGUGAAGGCUUCCCCUAUACAACAGAUUUGUUGCACCACCAGGACCUGAAACACGCGCUACCCAAGCCUCACCGGUGUCCUUUGUGUGGGCAGGAAUUCUCGCUGAGGUCAUCCUUACAGCUACACAAGUGUGAUCAGGAGUCCUCAUCGUGUGAGCUUUGUGACGGGGAGUCACAGCUCAGUUCUCCAUGCCCUGCAUGUAUGACUCUCCCUUCCGAUCCUAACAGGCAGGAGAAGUCCUUUCACCGCCAGCCCCACCUCCUGGACAGUAGUCCUUAUGCGUGUGCCCCAUGUGGGAGAGGCUUCAGCCAGAAGCAAGCUCUGCUGCAGCAUCAGCAGGCUGGCUGCACCGAACCACCAUCUUCAUCAGAUGUAGUCAAAGCAAGUAGCCUUCCAGAUGAUUCUCCUCCAGUUUCUGAGGGGGACUCUCCCCGCUCAGAUACUUCUGACACACCAGGCCCUAGCAGCAGAGGUGCCAACAUGUGCCAGUGCUGUUUGAGGACUUUCCGCACACAGGCAGCACUGCAGCAGCAUAAACACACUAAUCACACAGAGAAGAUGUCGACGGCUCCACGGGGAAAAAGAGCCAAAGGAGAAUCCACGGGUGAAGAAGUGAGGAGAAGAGGAAACAUCAAGGUGAAUGGAGCGGCAAAGAGAAGGUUAAACACAAAGCAAAAGCUCCUGAGCUGUCGCUCCUGUGACAUGGUUUUUAGGAACACCUCCAAACUCUACAUGCACAGAAAAGAGAACCACACCAGAGACAAGAUUAUUCAGAGUGAACCAAGGCCAGUCAUCACCAAGCGCAGGAGAACAGGCACAUACCCAUGUCAGAUCUGCGGCAAAGUUUUCAUGCAUCAUUUGUCACUUCGUGCACAUUACAGACAGCACCAUGCCUCAUUCUUCACCUCAAUUAGAAGCAAAAGCCAUACUGUAGAAUGUGUCCCCACCAAAGACUCAAGUUUGUCAGAGCAUAACCCAAAUCAAGUGAAAAGCAGCCCGGCAGACAGUAAGACUGUUCGAGCUGGUCCAGGGAGGCCGAAGAGGGUGGCCAGAUUAGGAGCUAAGGACCAACAUCAAGGGUUGUGCAGAGAGGGACAAGAACUAAAGCAGACAGGGGGGCAGGAGGAGGAUGAAGAGGAGGAAAAAGAGUUCCCAUGCCCUUCCUGUGUAGAGGUUUUUCCUCUACAGUCACAGCUGAGGGAGCACAUGGAGCUCCACCAGUCCUCCGUGAAGCGGAGGCAGUGCUGCGUGUGCACCAACGAGAUGGACACGUGUAAAUGGCCGAGUUCAAAGCGGCAGAGGCUGUACCACUGUGUUCCCUGCCAGCAGGGCUUCACAGCACUGGACCCUUUCCUAGAACACUGUCAGGAGCACCUGCGAGUCCGGGUGGAGGAGGACCGCAUCGCAGAGGCCAGCAAAGCCUGAGAUGCGACUUGAAUGUGGUCAGCGGUUGCCUUUAUGCCUUGAAGAAUGAGAGAGUGGAGGGUGAUGAAAGCUGUUGAUGAGCCAGCUCACUAAUCAAACUUCACACAAACUGUUGUUAGUUCAUUGAUAUCAGCAUUAAAAUUGUUUUAAAUAAAAAAGGAUGGGUUGCUAUAUGACCACACAGGGAUUUUUUGCAUGUUUUAUUUCUAGUUACAUGUAACAAAUUCUUUACUGCCAACCAAAGUAUAGCACAUAGUAGACCUUUUUAAAUUUUCAACAUCCUCCUCUCUGGAAUUUGUAAAUACAUUUAUGUAACGCCCAUAACUAAAAAACAUUUUCCUAGAUGAUCCCAAGAUGUUCCACCUUUAGAUUUGUAACAUUCAAGCAGCAGCAUUACAGCCACAAACAUACGAAAUGUGGACCUUGCCAAGGUUUGUGUUUGCUCAUCCACUUUGUGUUGAAGGGAUCCUCUACCAUGUAUCUGUUCCAAAAAUUGGUAAAACUUUACUUUGAUGAACUACUGCCACUCUGCAAACUGUCUUCACCGGCCUGUGUCAUCCUGAGAACUUUAAUAAAACAUGCAAAAGACCAACUUGUACCUGUAUAGAGUUUGAAAUAACUAUUUCUUCAUUUUUUUAAUCAACCACUUGAAAGAUCAGGGCCCUGUUUUGAAGCAUUUAAAGCUAAAACGAAAGCUGCAGACUUGUGGUGGAACUAGACCAUCUUUAGUAACACUUGAAAUCAUUGACCUGCACAAGGCUGUUGCUUUCCAACUAAAGCACUGUCUGUUUUACUAGGCUUUGUUUUGUAAGUGUUGUCUGUCUCUGUUGUAUUUGUUUUACUUCACUGAGUCUUAAGUUGCCCCCUUCCAGAUAACUAGUACCAAUACCAAUACUAAUCUGCUUAUCAGCUGUAUCUCUUAACCUUGGGUUCAUGUAAAAGAGCCAGGAAUUGUUGUGAAUCAGUGACUUCAGAUCCAUGAACUAAAAUAACUUUGGCUGAAACUACUGACUAAAAGGACUAAUCUGUAGAUGCAUUUUGCAUAUGUGAAGCAAUAAAAGCCUUAAUCCACUGAAAUGUCAAAACUCUUUCAACCCAGAGUGAAAAGGGAGCCACAUCCGCCUGCUGAUCUCACUUCGUUGGUACUGGCCUCUGGAUAGUCACAUCUGUCUUCUGGUUUGCUCCUUUUGUCUUAGGGUUUUGGUAAUAAUGAAUCUCAGGUGUGUUACUUGCUACAUUGUCACUCUUGUGUUUGGGAUUUCAGUGUUUGCCUUUUCUCUAGCACUGUUUAGGGCACUAGAUAAAAUUUGAGUGCUUCACGUUCAUGUGUGCCAAUUAUUUUGAUAGUCCUGCCCUGGUCUAUACAGCAGUCCAACUCUGAAUAGCUGUCUGGGAUGGUUCUAUGUUAUACAGUGCCUUUAUUAUGGCCUGUUUUAAUGCUGGCUUGUACUCUGGUGGGGUUAACUAGCUAUGCAAACAGACUGACGCUUGAAAAAUGCUUGAUAAAUGUCUUUUAGUGAACUGAACAAAGAUCUGUGAAUUUCCUUUUUUGUACUUUUCAGCUACUGUUUUCAAGUUGCUACUGUAAAAGUGUAGAACAUGAUUUAAUAGGUUUUGAAUCUUCCACUUUUUGAAGUAUUUCAUGAAUUAGUUACUUGCUCUUUAUAGAUGCCAUGAUUAUUAAUUAAACCCUAACAAUCAUCA